This is a messenger RNA of Rubroshorea leprosula, 891 nucleotides long. The record is from the annotation of a GenBank genome assembly. NCBI's taxonomy places the organism in Eukaryota, Viridiplantae, Streptophyta, Magnoliopsida, Malvales, Dipterocarpaceae.
CAGAACACACACAUUCUCUCUGUUGGAAACCCUAAACAUCGAAUCCCCAAAUCUAAACCCUAACAAUGUAGAUUAUCCUUCAACCUUGCAUAGUUUCAAUUCCAAAUUUAACAAGAAUUGAUGACGAGAAUCGCAGUGUUAAUAGAAGGGUUUUUACUUCAGAAGCUGCUUCGUCUCCGAAGUAACGAAAGAAGCGAUCGCCUCUCCUUGCAACCCAAUUUUUUUCGCCGUCCCGCCGACUACUCCUCCAACGGCGCCGAGAGAAGAAUAUAUGGAGCCAAGUGGGUCUUUUGGUCCAGAGCAUUUACUUAAUAUCUAUUUAUUUUUAUAUUUAUUCAUCAUGAAUUGUAUAUUUUGAUUUGAAGUGGAUAAAUCUAACGGGUCCAACUUCAUGUUAGUCAUGGUUAAAGGUGUCAUUUCCUUGUUAGUGAUCUUGGGAUGAUCUACUUGUUACAUUGCCACAAUGCGGAGGUUCUUAAUCGUUGGGAUUGGCUGGGAUUGCAGUGUUUUCUUUGGCAUAUCUUCAUUUAACUUCAUGGCAGUUUCCACCUUCAAUAAGGGAAGCUUGAAAUGGUAUGAUAGCAUCCCUCUAUCAUUACGAGUUGGAAAUACAAAUUUCAAACGAGGCAAUGGAAAAUAUAACUACUAUGAAGUUGGGGUUAGAUAUGCUAAAGGAAAAUAUUGUAAGCGACGCCAAUCUCCAUAUCUCAGUAUUGUGAUAAUUGACGAAGUGGGGUAUUCCCAUGAUUCCUAGUAGGAGAUAACUCUCUUUGCCAAGGUUGACAGGUUUGUUUGACUCAUCGAUUUGUUCAUUAUACUUCUUUUCAACCAAACUUUAUAUCAAGUCCCAAAUUUUCAAAUAUGUGAUAGAAAGAAAAUGUAAAGCAUACA